Chelmon rostratus (copperband butterflyfish) is the source of this 2662-nucleotide messenger RNA. It is a transcript of the gene ism1, whose product is annotated as isthmin 1. NCBI's taxonomy places the organism in Eukaryota, Metazoa, Chordata, Actinopteri, Chaetodontiformes, Chaetodontidae. Bases 798 to 2174 code for a protein of 458 amino acids. Gene Ontology annotation, biological process: negative regulation of angiogenesis. The transcript is spliced from 6 exons. The record is from RefSeq and is a predicted model, not a curated record.
UUAGCGAGCCGUAGUUUGGUGAGGUUGGACUUGUUUCGUCCGGCAGGACUCGUUAGAGACGCACGCAAACCCGCGCGUCUUCAUAUUGGUGUGCUCACGACCCGCAGCAGAAUGGAUGGGAACUGUUUUUGAAGCAGGCAGAGCUCCACCGUGAAGUCCUCACUGGGAAGAUACAUUUUUUUUCUUUGAUUACCUGUACUUUUUCCUCGAAGGUGGCCUCGUCGAGUAACGCGCCGGACAUUGCAGAAUGCGGACAGAACACGGAGCGCGUAAAGCGGCUGAAGCGGACGUGAGGAAAAGAAGUGAAGUGUGAGGCUGAGAAUGCGGCUGGGACACCGCGGGCCAACUGGGCUGCAACUUUCCUCAGUUUGAAGAGUUGAGGACGCGACGGGAGCGGAAGGCGUUAACGCUGCGCGCUGGAUCAGACCCGCAGCGUUCACUACAGUGCACGAACUGGCAGAUCAGCGCGUUAGCGCAACUCUUAUCCUGUUCAAACUCUAUGAACAAUAAGUAAAAGGGGAUAAAACUUCAUUUAGGACCGCAGUUUACAAAGAAAACCCACUGCAUCCAAACUCAUCCACAGCACUUUUUCCAAAUUAUUCGACUGCCCCACCUCCGAUCCUUUUCCCUUCAUUAUUUUUUUUUUUUUUGCAAUUCUGAUUCCCGAAGUGGCUCCGAAGUGGUGUUGCGGCUCCUCGUCCCCGGCGGAUCCGGAGAUCGGAGUCUCUGCACCGGGAGGAGGCGGAGUCGGAGCCCCGGCCACACCGCAGGCUCCCAAGAGCGGCCGCGUCAGGAGGAUGGUGCGUCUGGCGGCGGAACUGCUGCUCCUCCUGGGACUCCUCCUUCUCACCUUGCACAUCACGGUGCUGCGGAGCAGUCCGCUGCCGCAGGGAAAUGUCACUCUGAGCCUGGAUCAGGACACAGCACUUACAGAGCAGAACAACAUAAAUGCAAAAAGCAGUUCCUCUGCCCAGCUGGCUCCAGAGGACCGGAGGUCUGGUCCAGAACACCGGCUGAACCACCGGCCUGCCACCCUCCCCUGGGCACAAGGCAGCAACGUACACAGAGACGGCCCCGGAGCUUUCCUCCUGGAUCUGCACAAUUUCCCCGACCUCUCCAAAGCCGACAUCAAUGGACAGAAUCCCAACAUACAGGUGACCAUUGAGGUGGUGGACGGGCUGGAGGGGCCCGAGCCUGAAAAAGGCCUCCGCAAGGAAAGCAAACCCAACUGGGCUUCCCCUAACUGGAGAAACUGGUGGCCUCACUCCUCUUCAUCCACCUCCUCUUCCACCACUCACCAAACAGAGGAGCAAGAUCGCUCCUAUGGGGGCAACGGCGAGGACAGCAACUUCCUCCGGCCACCAGCGGACUGGGGCAGGAGGGGAGGCGCCGGGGCCGGAAGCAAAGCUCAAACUGAAUACGACUACAUGGACGGAGAGGGGGACUGGAGCAACUGGACGGCGUGCAGCGUCACCUGCGGAAACGGCAACCAGAAGAGAACCAGGUCGUGCGGUUACGCCUGCACAGCCACCGAGUCCAGGACUUGUGAUAUGCCCAACUGCCCAGGUAUUGAAGAUGCCUUCAAGACAGCAGCCACUGAAGUGAGCCUGCUAGCUGGAACAGAUGAGUUCAACGCCACAGAGCUCUUCGGUGUCGACACAGACAGCUGCGAGCGGUGGAUGAACUGCAAGAGCGACUUCUUGAAGAAGUACAUGACCAAGGUGGCAAACGACCUCCCCAGCUGCCCCUGCUCUUACCCGACCGAGGUGGCGUACAGCACAGCGGACGUACACGACGCUCCCACGCGCCGCGAUUUCCGUUGGAAAGACGCCAGCGGGCCAAAAGAGAAGCUGGAGAUCUACAAGCCCACGGCCCGCUACUGCAUCCGCUCCAUGCUGACGCUGGAGUCCACCACGCUGGCGGCGCAGCACUGCUGCUACGACGACAACAUGAAGCUCAUCACCCGCGGCAAGGGGGCCGGCACGCCCAACCUCAUCAGCACGGAGUUCUCCGCCGACCUGCACUAUAAAGUGGACAUCCUGCCCUGGAUCAUCUGCAAAGGGGACUGGAGCCGCUACAACCAGGCCAGGCCGCCAAACAACGGGCAGAAGUGUCCCGACAACCCCCAGGACGAGGACUACUACAAACAGUUUGAAGAGGCGAGGGAAUUCUAACCCGCUGUAGCGUGAAAGGAAAGAAGACACACACACUGCUUAAAUCUUCAGCUAAACCUCAAGAAUGGUGCUGAAACCAUUUCUUCUUCUGUUUUAGGUCAAAUAAUACACAAACUUUUAGGCUCUGAGGAACAAGACUCACCGCUCUCUUGAACCAAGAGGAGCAAAAAUCCAACAGAGUCCGAACACACGAGGAACUUUUCUCGACUUCACCAAAAAAGGCACGAAAUGUUGCUUUGUUUUUUGUUUUUUUUACAUUUGUUUUGAUAAAAUAUGCCUCUGGAAGAAAUGAAACAUUUUGCCAGUCACUGAUUAUAACUCAGAUUUGGUCACUAAAGGGAGAACUGAGUUCAUAUUCUUAAAAGGGAAACAUAUUAUUCUAGGAAUCUUCGUUUAGAUUGUGUCCAUGUUCGUGUCCAUAGAUUGUUUAUGUUUGGUGAAUCUGAGAGGCCUGUGGUAAUAGAAUAAUGAGAUCCUUCAGGAAUGUG